UGGGCGGCGCCUCCGGGACUAGGGCUUCCCGGAGCCGCUGCAGUGUUGGGGAUGCUCUAGCCCGGUCCUGCCUGCUCCCCGCCUCGCGCCCGCCGCUCCCUUCGCAGCCGCCCGGAGAUCACCACUUUGCAGCGGCAACUUGAAGUUGCACCCCGGGCCUGUCCCUUGCACUCCAGUCGCUCCGCAUCCCCAGGGCGUGCUCCCACCCACUCCCGCUGCUGCCAGAGGGGGCCCCCCUGCACCCCCCAAAGGGGGUGUGUGUCAGGUGGGAGCAGCCCUGCACACCACCCCCCACGCCGACACCCACACACCCCUUUUGUGUUGCAGGCUGCCCCUCCGGGAGCGCGCGGAGGCAGUGCGAGGACGCAGGGGGACGGCGGUGGAGACCGAGCCCCGCGCGGCGGUACCUCCGGAUCCUCCCCUCCAGAUAAAACACAUCUGAAGGAAGAAAAAGAACGACCAAAAUACUCCAGAAUUCAUAACAAACUGGUAUCAAGGCCAAGUCUACCUCCACUUUCCACCUGAACCUAAAAUGGUGAGUGAAAGUCAUCAUGAACCGAGGGCCAUGCCCCAUGUCACCACUGUUGCAACUGUUCUACCAAAUAGCACCACCGAGCCCACAAAUCCUGGAGAGGGCAAAGAAGAUGCUUUUUCUAAGCUGAAAGAGAAGUUUAUGAAUGAGCUGCAUAAAAUUCCAUUGCCACCGUGGGCCUUAAUUGCCAUAGCCAUAGUCGCAGUUCUUUUAGUCCUGACUUGCUGCUUUUGUAUCUGUAAGAAAUGCUUGUUCAAAAAGAAAAAUAAGAAGAAGGGAAAGGAGAAGGGAGGGAAGAAUGCUAUUAACAUGAAAGAUGUCAAAGACUUAGGGAAGACCAUGAAAGACCAGGCACUUAAGGAUGAUGAUGCUGAAACUGGAUUGACUGAAGGGGAAGAAAAAGAAGAACCUAAAGAAGAGGAGAAAUUGGGAAAACUUCAAUAUUCACUGGAUUAUGAUUUCCAGAAUAAUCAGCUGCUGGUAGGAAUUAUCCAGGCUGCAGAGCUGCCAGCCUUGGAUAUGGGCGGCACAUCUGAUCCUUACGUGAAAGUGUUUCUGCUGCCUGACAAAAAGAAGAAAUUUGAGACAAAAGUCCAUCGAAAGACCCUUAACCCUGUCUUCAAUGAGCAAUUUACAUUCAAGGUACCAUACUCAGAAUUGGGUGGCAAAACCCUUGUGAUGGCUGUCUAUGAUUUUGAUCGCUUCUCCAAGCAUGACAUCAUUGGAGAAUUUAAAGUGCCUAUGAACACUGUGGAUUUUGGUCAUGUAACUGAGGAGUGGCGUGAUCUACAAAGUGCUGAGAAGGAAGAGCAAGAGAAACUGGGUGAUAUCUGCUUCUCACUUCGCUAUGUUCCAACUGCUGGUAAACUGACAGUUGUCAUUCUGGAGGCCAAGAAUCUGAAGAAGAUGGAUGUGGGGGGCUUAUCUGAUCCUUAUGUUAAAAUUCAUCUGAUGCAGAAUGGCAAGAGGCUGAAGAAGAAAAAGACAACCAUUAAAAAGAAUACACUAAACCCCUACUACAAUGAGUCAUUCAGUUUUGAAGUACCUUUUGAGCAAAUCCAGAAAGUGCAAGUGGUGGUGACUGUUUUGGACUAUGACAAGAUUGGCAAGAACGAUGCCAUCGGCAAAGUCUUUGUGGGCUACAACAGCACCGGCGCGGAGCUGCGGCAUUGGUCAGACAUGCUGGCCAACCCCCGGCGGCCCAUUGCCCAGUGGCACACCUUGCAGGUGGAGGAGGAGGUGGACGCCAUGCUGGCCGUCAAGAAGUAAAGGGAAGAAGAAGCCUUUCUGCAUUGCCCACCUAGUGCUCUUUAGCCAGUCUCUGUACAUACCUCAGUAAUCUGGGUCCUCCUUUCACGCUCCAGCCCUGCCUUCCUAAUCCCAGUCCGUGGCACUUCAGCUCCUGGUUUAAUUUGCACAUAUUUAAACGUAGAGCUCCCCCGCUCACCCCCAUCCCUUCAUCAUCCCACAAACCCUCCAAAUCUACUCUUCUUUUAAGCAAUAUGAUGUGUAGAUAGAGCAUGAGCGAAAUGAUUUAUUGUAUUCCACCCAUUGUAUAUAGCCGUAUGCUAGAGAUUUCUUUCUAGUUUGUUGUAUUUGUAUGUCGUAAGCGUUUCCUAAUCUGUGUAUAUCUAGAUGUUUUUAAUAAGAUGUUCUAUUUUAAACUAUGUACAUUGACCGAGAUAUAGGAGAGCUGAUAAUAUGAGUAAAUAGAGUUUCGUCUGCAUUCCAGCAAAAAUGAUCCAUUUGUGAGGCACUAGUACAGAGAAAAGGACAUCUUAAAGGACAACUUAAACCUGAGCUUUCUAUUAUCAUUUGAGAACCCAGUGACACCUGUUCUACAUAGAGAUGAGUUAAUCAAAUUGGGUAGAAUUUCUUUCCAGGCAAAAUAGCAUAAACUGGACAGUACCCAGGCUGACUUCUAGGAAGCAUAGCCACAGACCAGAACAGCAUCUAUGUGUAUAUGUUAACAACACUAAAAUCAGUGCUUCUCUCCUAUAGGGAAGGAAGCAAUGGAGUCACUGUUUCUUAUUACCACAUAUGGAGUAAUGACAUGAUGGUAUCCCAGGUGUGUGACUGGGCAUGUAUGUGUGUGCAUCUGUCUGGGGAUGGGUGGGUAGGAAGAAGUCAGCAUUUUUUGAAAUAUUGCCUGACUAUUUAAAAAAAAUUAAAAAAAUGUAGCUCUCCAUUGUCACCUUUCUACAAAACAUGCAUCCUGUGAAUUCUGUGCCAGAUUUCACACCUAUCAUAAUUCCUAAAUGUUUGCACAUUAGACUUUGUAACAAAAUAUUUUAUUACAUGAAACAAGAUGAGAAGGAAUGCAGAAUAUUUUUAACACAGCAAUCUGUGCUUAUUACACAAAAUCACUUUGUGGUAAACAGACAGUAUUGUAAUCCCAUCAAAAGAUUUAUAAAACAAAACAGACAAAAAAAAAACCCAUGAUAAUUAGCCAUAGUUCUGAAUGCACUUCAAUUAAGCCAAAACAGCUAGUGAUCUUUUUAUAUGCUCUUUUUACUUCAAUAAGUUUUAAUUUGUCCUUUAAAAAAAAAAAGGUGAAACAAUAAAACCAAGAACAAGUUCUAGAAAACUGCAGUAACCUCUUAGGUAUUCUAGCUGCUUGAUUUAGGACACGUUUUUAACCGUUUUCCAUGUUACUCUGUAGUAAAUGGCACUAAUACUAGUCAUUCCCUACAAGUCUCCAAUGACUGCUCUGUGUAACACUGUGACUGCCUUGUGUGCGUAGACGCAUAGUUCCCUCAGUGCAUAGCACUCAGUUUAUUCCGUAGUGAUAUUGUGACAAUACUGCCAUUCCCUUCUACUGCACUGCCCAAGGUGUGUAGCACAAACUCUUCUAAUGACAAAGGACCAAUUCCUAACUGAAAUGCAUAAGACAAGCAAAGCUCCCUAGUUUGGGCUGGAAUACACAGCUUCCUGUCAAGCACUGUGCACUAUUUUCAUCUUCUUCCCCACCCUGGGAGACGACCACUUUGUAGAAGGGCUUCCCUGCUCCUCACCCGUGCAUGCGCCUCACUUCUGUGAUUCCCCCUUUGAACAGGGGAAGUGAUGGCGAAGGCUGGUCUUCCUCUAUUCCAAACACCAAACAGGAAACAGAGGGGCAGCCUCACAAGUUCAGACAGUAGGAAAUGAUGCCAUGUUUCAAAACUCAGAAUUGACAAAGGGCUGUUGAUGACAGGUGACAAACAUGAAAAUGGCUGUUUUCUGAGUUUUUCUAAAAACUGGAAUUCCCAUCAUCAUUCUUUUCUCAACAAAGCCCAGGCCAGUGCUUUGGUCUUUCUGUCCAGUAAUAACAAACCCGUUAGAACUGGGGCCUUUGUAAAAGACAAAAGAUCUCCCUCUCCCAACUUCUAGCAGAGACUAGACAAAGCACUAGUCAUGAGGUGACAUUACAUAUCAGUUUGAACAGAUCUUUCCUAUGUCAAGGACUAGACCUUACUAAAGAGAGGGGGUUGUUUGACAUUUUUCUUGUUCUUCUUAUUUUUUUAAUUCCUGAAAGGCCAUGCACUGACAUUUAAUUUCAUUGUCUUCAGCUUUAAGUUUGUGCUGACAAACUUUGUUUGAAGACAGACAGGUUCGAACUGCCUACUACUUAGGAUUUCUUGCAUUGGCACACUACUGAUGCAUUCUCUCGCAACACUGCCAGACUUGGGGUCUUGCCCCUCGAAUUAGUUGGGACUCUGCGUCUCUCCCAAACCCGUGACCGAACCUGCUUAAAGACCAAGAUUCAUCCUCAAAUAUUGCCACAUGUACCUUUCUGACACAGCUGUGUAAAGUAUUAGAUUCUAAUGCUCUAGAAAGAUCCUAGUUGCCUUUGUGUAUAUUUACUGCCUGCUUGAGUGUUUCUAUAUGUGGGUUUUCUCUGUACCUUGUAGAAAUGUUGGGGUGUUUCCCUCUGCCAUAAUGGCUCGCGCGUGGCCUGCGAGCCAACUACUUUAGCUGUAGAUUUUAUCUUCAUUUUUUGAUGAGGUGGUUUUAAUUUUCUUUCAUUUUGUGUAGUGAAUUUCACAAUAGUUCUAUGAUUGUUGUUAAAAAAUAUGACUUAACAUAUUACAUGGAUAUUCAAUAAAAAUGUUUUAUUUCCUGUUGA
Molecule: messenger RNA, 4637 nt
Organism: Suncus etruscus (white-toothed pygmy shrew)
Lineage: Eukaryota; Metazoa; Chordata; Mammalia; Eulipotyphla; Soricidae
Gene: SYT1
Product: synaptotagmin 1
Exons: 11
Coding region: 533-1801 (422 amino acids)
Biological process (GO): regulation of calcium ion-dependent exocytosis; cellular response to calcium ion; calcium ion-regulated exocytosis of neurotransmitter
Cellular component (GO): synaptic vesicle membrane; axon; dense core granule
Molecular function (GO): calcium ion binding; phosphatidylserine binding; syntaxin binding
Source: RefSeq, a predicted model, not a curated record